This is a messenger RNA of Vitis riparia (riverbank grape), 4212 nucleotides long. RefSeq lists its product as uncharacterized. NCBI's taxonomy places the organism in Eukaryota, Viridiplantae, Streptophyta, Magnoliopsida, Vitales, Vitaceae. The record is from RefSeq and is a predicted model, not a curated record. The coding region runs from base 213 to 3998 and encodes 1261 amino acids. The transcript has 2 exons.
AGGGAGACCCUGUCAAAAGAUUUCAAAUCUCAAAAGCCUUCCCCACCCUCUCAACGGCUCUCUGCAACCACUUUCUUAUUUUCCUCCGUUUUCUGUCCAUCAACGGAAACUGAAACCAUCCAAAUUUGCUAUGAGUCCAGUCCCUCAUUGAUGGUGGAUCCCUAAACUCGCUACCAGGUAUUGUUGCCAACCCACAUUGAGAAGCACAAAAGAUGGAGAGAGUGUGUGAAGAGCUAGAUGAAGCUAAGGCUGAGAUUGAGAAGCUGAAGGUAGAAUAUCGGAACAAAGCUGAAUCAUCUGAGAACUUUAAGAAGGCGUACAAUGAGCAACUCACUAAACUCAAAGAAUUAAGUUCAAAAUUCAAUCAGCAAACGCAAGAACUAAAUGAGAAGUCAGAGGAAGCCUCCACGGCAAAACAAAUGUACGAGGAGCUCAAAUGUUGUUUGAAUGAAAAGGAGUCCAUUAUCAAGCAUCUGAAGGCUGCAAAUGAUAAGCUUCGAGUUGAUUGCGAUGAGAAGUUCCGGAAAUGGGAAGAGGAAAACAGGAAGCAGGUUUUGGCUUUAGAUGAGGCAAAUGAGAAGAACAUGGAUCAAGAGCAAAAGAUUCAUUUUUUCAAGGAAGAGAUUGAAGGCCUUAAAAGACUUUUAUCAGUUUCAAAGAAGAAGUGUUUGGAAGCAGAGAAAAAUGCCAAAGCAUCUGAAGAACUGAGACAGAGGGAUGAUAUGUUAGUCAAAUCAGAGGAGCAAUACAGGAGGGUUGAAGAUCAGCUCAAAUGGAAGAAGGAGCAGUUCAACCAUCUUGAGGAAGCUCACGAAAAGCUUCGAAACCAAUUCUGGACAAGUAAGAAAGAGUGGGAACAGGAGAUAUCUACAUUGCUGGACAAGAUUUGUGCCCUGCAGUCAAAAUUGGAUUCUCAAACCCGAAUCUCUGAAGGCCUUCAAAGACAGUUACAGAUGUGCAACCAAGCUCUAGCUCAGGAAGAAAGACAGAGGAAGUAUCUGGAAAUUCAACUUUCUGAAUCUAAAACUUGCUUUGAGAAUGUGUUUUCUGAGUGCCAGGAUGCAAAAUCAAAGAUCGAACACUUGAGCAUUCAAAGAGAUAAAGAAAUUGCAGCUCUGAGAAAUUCACUAAGCACAAAAGAGACAAUCUACAAAGAAGCAGAUUUCAGAGCAAGGAAACUAGAGCAAGAGAAUCAGGACUUGCUGAUAUCACUCAAAGAACUCCAGGAAGAACGGAUCCAUGGAGCAGGAGCUUCUUCAUCUCUGGCAAAGUUGCGCAACAAGCUCAAAAGUUUGGAGCACAUGCACCGAGACUGUUUGGAAAAUCUCAGAGCCAAAGAAGCUCAAUGGAGCUCCCAACGGGAAAAAUUGACUAGUGACUUGAAUGACUUCAUGUUGAAACUAGAGAGUAAAGAUGCAAAUAUAAAGGAGCUUGGCUUGGAGUUGGAAGGUUGCUAUUCUUCAAUAAUGCAGUUGAAGUCACAGAAUGAGGAGCUGAAACUGAGAGCAACAAAAUUGGAGAAAGAUAAUCAAGAGUUGCAAACGUCACUUGAAGAAUUACAGGAACAGCAGAUUCAUGAAUCGGGAGCGUCUUCUCUAGAAGGGCUUCAAAACAAGGUUGAAAGUUUGGAGCACAUGCACAGAGAUUGUUCUUCAAAUCUCAGAGCCAAAGAAGCUGAAUGGAGCUCUCAACGGGAAAAAUUGACUAGUGACUUGAAUGACUUCAUGUUGAAACUAGAGAGUAAAGAUGCAAAUAUAAAGGAGCUUGGCUUGGAGUUGGAAGGUUGCUAUUCUUCAAUAAUGCAGUUGAAGUCACAGAAUGAGGAGCUGAAACUGAGAGCAACAAAAUUGGAGAAAGAUAAUCAAGAGUUGCAAACGUCACUUGAAGAAUUACAGGAACAGCAGAUUCAUGAAUCGGGAGCGUCUUCUCUAGAAGGGCUUCAAAACAAGGUUGAAAGUUUGGAGCACAUGCACAGAGAUUGUUCUUCAAAUCUCAGAGCCAAAGAAGCUGAAUGGAGCUCUCAACUGGAAAAAUUGACAGGGGACUUGAGUGACUAUAGGUCAAAAGUGGAGAGUAAAGAUGCAGUUAUAAAGGAGCUCAGCAUGGAAUUGGAAGGUUGCUAUUCUUCACUUGUGCAGUUGAAGUUGCAGAGUGAGGAGGCUUCUUUGAUGGUAUUGGUGUUGAAAUUGGGGCUUUCAGAGGCUCAAUUAAAGCUUGCUAGCGAAAAGGAUGAAAUGGCCCUGCAAAACAAAGAGAGGGAAGAGAAUAUCUCUCAUCUCAUGAACAAGUUGGAGAUGAAGAGUGCUGCCCUGGUUAAAGCACAGGCUGAUAUAGAAGAAGAACGUGAGAAGGUGGCGGCACUAUUGAGGAGGGUUGAGUUGCUGGAACUCAUCGAACAGCAGCAAGUACUCAUGCAGAAAGAGCUUGAGAGGCAUAAAGAAAUGCUCGAGGAAUCGUCCAAAUAUCAACUUCACCUAAAAGAGCAAGCUUUGCAGAUGGAAAGCAACUUAAAAGCAAGACUAGAAGAAGCUUGUGAUGACUUGGACAGAGCAAAUUCUGAACUGGUUAAAGCCCAGGCAGAUUCUGAAAAAGAACGUGAGAAGGUGGCAUCACUGUUGAGGAGGGUUGAGUCCUUGGAUCUUGUCGAACAGCAGCAAUUACUAAUGCAGAAAGAGCUUGAGAGGCUUAAAGAAAUGCUUGAAGAAUCAUCCAAAUAUCAACUUCACCUCAAAGAGCAAUCAUUGCAGAUGGAAAGUAAUUUAAAGGCAAGACUAAGAGAAGCUUGUGAUGCCUUGGACAGAGCAAAUUCUGAACUGUCUGAGAAAAUAUGUGAAGGAAGUGAAACUGAAUUUGAAUUGCAGAUAUGGAAAUCGAUUGCUGACCAUUUGAAAGCUGAACUUCAAGAGAAUCUGGAAAUGCGUAAAUCAAUAGAAGCUUCUCUUCUUGCACAGAUCGAGGUUGAGGAAGCCCUCAAGCAAGAGAGAGAUGCCCUUAUUAUUGCAUUAGAAGAGAAAGACAGAAUGAUAGAUGAUUUUCAGCGACAGAUCAGGUCACUGGAUCAAGAAAUGAAGGCAAGAGAAAUUGAAACUGCCAGUUUUGCAAGAACAGAGGCAGUGAUGGCCUUUGAGUCGGAAAAAGAGAUCUUUCUUCAAACCACAAAAGAGAAGGACAGGAUCCUAGAGAAACUCCAGGAAGAGAUUGAGAGGCUGGAGCAUGAGUCCCUGCGAAGAGAACUAGAAGGUUCCAUGCUGGCCCAAAUAGUCACAGAGAGAACCUUUGAGCUUGAGAAGAGUAAUCUUAUCCAGCUGAUGGAGGAGAAAGAAGAGAGAGUGGAGGAUCUUCAGAAGCUUGUGAGGUCAUUGGAGCAAAAUUUGAAUAGCUUGAUGAUUUCUUUUUCUUCACAACUUGUGCAGAAGCAAGCAGAGAUUAAUUUGGUCCAUGAAGCAUGGGAGAAGAUUGCCACAGCUGAGAUUCUUGCCCAGCUAGAAAUUGAAGAGAAAAAGGUGAUGAUCAUGGAGCUGGAGGAUGACAUUCAUAGCAUACAGCAAAAACUGGAAUUCCAGGAAAAGUCAUUGUCUCAUUCAAAACAGCAAGCAUUGGAGAUUGAAGCUGAACUGGAUGCAAAACAAUUAGAAGUGAAGAAGUUGACUACUGAAAUGGAGACAAAUUGGAGUAAUUCAGAGGGCCUGGUCAAUGAGCUUGAGAGCAAAAAUAAAAAUUUAGUUGAAGAACUUGCAAAGCUGUCAUCAGAAAGGGAAAACCUGUUGGGCUUUAUUGGAGACAUGUGCGAUGGGAUCAACAAAUUCUCCUGUGAAGACAUGCAGCUCACAAGAAGCUUAGAAAGAAUAAUGCAUACUUUUGAUACCUACAGUCCAGGUAAUGAAUUGAAGAGGAGGGAUGAUGACAAAGAAAACUUUAGCACUCAUCUGUCUCCCACGCUGAAGAAGUUUGAAGCCAUUCCUGAUGAAAGAUCACCAUUUAGAGAGGUCAACAAUUAGUUGCAGAAUAUUGCCAUGACAUGUAAAGAAUGGUUAAUUUGUGGCUGUAUCUUUGUAUAUGACCUAUUCAUUCAUGCAUGUAUGAUCAUUUUCCUUAUUAUUCCUGCUAAUCACGAUUGACAACAAAUUCAGAUUUGGUCUUUUAGUUUGUAAUGGGCUACCUUUCUACUUUGCGAGUAUGUAUUGAUUUGCAUUGGGAAUAUUGCUGCAAAAA